AUGAAACGUUGUUUGGGGACAACGGCAAAGGGCGAGCGAUGCAAGAUAAUACUGAAACAGGAAGCAUAUUGUAAAUACCAUAUAAACCAAGGGGCUGGGCCGAAUGACAAAGCCGGAUACGUGUACAUAUUUACCUUGAAGCAUCUCAUCGAGGGUUCACCCAAGAAACAGACAUGGCUGCGACAAGCAGAUCCCAAUCCCGAAAAUCAGAUCAAUUUUGCACACACGUCGGUUUUUGAUCCGAAGCGACAUAUCCUGAUCAAGGUGGGUUAUACCACGCAGCGGGUCAGGCGCCGGUUGAGCCAGUGGAGAGAACGGUGCAAGCAAGAUUUCCAGCUCUUGACUCCACAGACUCUUGACAGAGUAGUAUCGUCAAAUAGAGAUAAACUGGCGGAUUUGAUGGAAAGGCUCAGCUGUCUGUCAUUACGCAGCUACAAAAAAUACGACUUCAAUGAGCAAGCAUUUAAAGCUUUAAAUGCAUUCAGAUCUGAACAGCAGGUACAUGCGCAACUAAGAAGUUUAUUCGGCAGUGGGAGACUGUAUUGUGAUGGAUGCAAAUCGGCCAACUCCGGGGUGCAUAAAGAGUGGUUUCUUGUUCCGCGAAAAAAGGUGCGAAAUAUCAUGAGGAUGAUAGAUCGACUGGUAGACUAA
Ogataea haglerorum is the source of this 651-nucleotide messenger RNA. RefSeq lists its product as uncharacterized. The record is from RefSeq and is a predicted model, not a curated record. The transcript has a single exon. Bases 1 to 651 code for a protein of 216 amino acids. NCBI's taxonomy places the organism in Eukaryota, Fungi, Ascomycota, Pichiomycetes, Pichiales, Pichiaceae.